AUGAUCAAGGAGACCAAUUUGACGGGAAGGCGGGUAGAUUGGAAGAAGUUUGAUGUCAUGGACGCCCCCUGCAAUGUGACGGUGCUCCAGGCCCAAACGCAGAUCAACUCCACCAUCUACCACCUGGUGAAGCUGGUCAGUGUGUGUGUGAGCUGCACUCUGAACACUUUCCUCAGUGUUCCUCUGCUCCUGGUCAUCCACCGCUCUCCAUCUCUCUUCAGACACACACGCUUUCUCCUCCUCACACACCUGCUCUUCUGUGACAACCUCCAGCUGCUCCUCUGGACAGUCAAGGCAGUUUUUCUAAUGUGUAACCAAGGGAUACCUGUGGCCCAGUGUCUGAUCCUCUGUGCUGCUACCCAGGCCUGCUCAAUGGUGGACCUGUUACUGAGCGCUGCUCUAGCUGUGGAUCGCUGCGUGGCUGUCAAGUGGCCUUUGCAUUAUGACCGCCUGGUGUAUCAAAGGAAAAGAGGAACUGUAGCCGCCAUAUGGACCUCAUCAUUUCUGCUCAGCAGUGGGGCUUUGACUAUUAGCCUGAACACCAUACAGGUUAACACCUCCCUCUCUCGCUGCCGCCCGCUCAUCCUCUCCCCCUGCCUGUCAAACACCUCGGCCUUGCUGCUGUUCUGCACCGUGGUGAGUGCUGUGGUGCUCCCGCUCUGCUACCUGAUUAUCCUGGGAUGCUUCUUGCUGCUCUGUUGGGACAUGUGUGGCGGGCUGCUCUGCACCAAGAGAGCUUGUGUGACCCUGAGCCUCCAGGCCACUCAGAUCAUCUUGUAUUCAGUUCCGGUGAUAAUGGACAGCUAUCUAGUCCCUGGCUAUCUGCACUGUGAUGCUCUUGACAUAGCAGCCACCACCACCUACAACCUGGGCAUAUCGCUUAUUCCUUUGGUGUAUGGCUACCGCUCCCGGGAGCUGCGGCAGAGGCUGCUGCAGGCCUCCCACAGGAGCCAGGUCAACAACUUAAGCUAA
Messenger RNA from Myripristis murdjan (pinecone soldierfish), 972 nucleotides. Its product is annotated as olfactory receptor 6B1-like. Gene Ontology annotation, molecular function: odorant binding; olfactory receptor activity; G protein-coupled receptor activity. Gene Ontology annotation, biological process: detection of chemical stimulus involved in sensory perception of smell; G protein-coupled receptor signaling pathway. Lineage: Eukaryota; Metazoa; Chordata; Actinopteri; Holocentriformes; Holocentridae. Gene Ontology annotation, cellular component: membrane. The transcript has 4 exons. The coding region runs from base 1 to 972 and encodes 323 amino acids. The record is from RefSeq and is a predicted model, not a curated record.